UUUAUGGCAUAUGGCUAUUUCGAGCUGCACCCAUGGCGCUUUCUCUCGUCCGUCAUCUCCCACUCUCUGCUCCAACACUCCUCUUUCUUCCGUCGUCAAAAUCCUAUCAACUGAAUCCCCUCUUCACUUCCUCCUCCUCCUCCUCCUCCUCUUCAUUGCUCCCCUUCUUUCACCAACGAAAUAAAGCAACCCUCAUCCAGCGGCAAUGCACUCCUCUCGCUUCUUCUCCGGUCGGAAGCUCGGCCGCGUUGGUAUCUGAACAAGAAGCAGAGGAAUCCGAAGAUAGACCUGCAGCGCCUAGGAGGAGGCUAAUUGCGCAGAACAUACCCUGGACCUGCACCGCCGAGGAGAUCAAGAGCCUCUUUGAAAGGCACGGGACUGUGGUAGAUGUUGAGCUCUCCAUGUAUGAUAAUAGCAGAAACAGGGGCUUGGCAUUUAUCACCAUGGCUUCAGAGGAAGAGGCUCUUUUGGCUCUCAAUAAUCUGAAUUCUUAUGACUUGAAUGGUCGAGUAAUAAAGGUGGGGUCUGCAAGGUCUUUGAAGAAAAAUCCCGGUCUGGAAACAAUAGCUCCAACAACAUUUAAUGUAUUUGUUGGCAACUUGGCUUGGAGGGUAAGGUCUCGAGAUCUAAGAGAGCUGUUUGGCAACGUUGGGAAACUGGUAUCUGCUGAAGUCAUUUUCCAAAGCAAUCCGAGGAGAUCAGCCGGUUAUGGAUUUGUCUCCUAUGCCACAAAAGAAGAGGCAGAGGCAGCAAUAGCUGCUCAUAAUGAGAAGAGAUUAAUGGGAAGGAAGAUACGCUUGGUUCUUGGAAAGCCACAAGCCUAUAAAACUGAAGAACAAUCUUCUGGUGAUAUUCUAUCUUUAUUGACCUCAAGGGAAUCAAAUCCUCAAGGAGAAAUUCCAUUCCAAACUGAUGAUCGCUUGAUUUAGCACAAUUUUUAAUAACCACACAAUCUGAUCCCACUGCGGAUGUGAAGUAUCAUCAGCGAAGAAAGUGUUCUUAUCCCCAUU
Messenger RNA from Phalaenopsis equestris, 1010 nucleotides. Its product is annotated as 31 kDa ribonucleoprotein, chloroplastic. The coding region runs from base 33 to 929 and encodes 298 amino acids. The transcript is spliced from 5 exons. Gene Ontology annotation, cellular component: cytosol. The record is from RefSeq and is a predicted model, not a curated record. Lineage: Eukaryota; Viridiplantae; Streptophyta; Magnoliopsida; Asparagales; Orchidaceae. Gene Ontology annotation, molecular function: mRNA binding.